AUGCCAGCCAUUGUGGCAGCCGUGCGUUCUAUUGUGGAGGAGGCGAGCAAAUCCAAAGGCCAACUGUAUCGCGGCUGGGAGCAUGGCGCAACAAUCGACUUUGUCGACACAAAGUGUUCUUCGGCAAUCGGCCCUCUCGUCGCCUUCGACUACUACAUUCGCGGAAAAGUAGACGUCUUUCUCGGUCCCGUCUGUCCGUACGUGCUCGCCCCUGUCGCCCGCUACACCAGCUUCUGGGACGUUCCUCAUCUCACUUCUGCGGGACAGGUUUCCAUGUUCGAUGACAAGAACAUCACAUUCCGCAUUCUGACGAGAAUGAAUGGCUCCUUCUCGCAAAUGGGCCAAUUCUUCAAUCAGAUCCUGAAUCGCUUCAACUGGAAGACUGUCUUUUUUCUCUACACAGAUCCAAACGAUCGCAGUAAAGGCCAUUCACUGUGCCACUUUUCGCUGGCGUCCGUUUUUAUGAGUAUGGGCCCAAAGGCGGUGGAGCUGAAGCGCAGCUUUGACGAGGAAGAGGAAGAGUCCUAUGAAGACUACCUGAAAGAUGCGUCGAUGAAGUCACGCAUCAUCAUAAUGUGUGCCAAAAAAGACACCGUCCGUCGCAUCAUGAUCACCGCCUACAAAAUGGGAAUGGUGCAAACAGGAGAAUUUGUUUUUAUCACAGUUGAACUCACUACUGGAUUGGAUGCCUCGCAGCGCCCUUGGGAGCGUGCUGAUGCCUCGCAAGAGGAGAAUGUUAUGGCAAAGGAAGCCUACACUUCGCUGAUUCGUGUCACUCCGAAGAUGCCGCAGACGGCAACUAUCAACUCUUUUCUUGAGUCAGUAACGAAGAUUGCAAUGACGGAAUUUAAUUACAGUCAGUACGGCAGAGGAGAGGUGAGCUCAUACGCAACGGCAUUUCAUGAGGCUGUCCAUCUGUAUGCACUGGGACUAAAUGAUACCCUUUCCGAUGGCCACUCUGCGCCCAAUGGCUCUUCUAUCACUCGCAAAAUGUGGGACCGAACGUUUAUGGGCAUUGCCGGGAAUGUGACAAUAGACGCUAAUGGUGACCGACUCGUCGAUUAUUCGCUCUUUGACAUGAACCCCGUGACAGGCGAUUUUGAAGCGGUCAUGAUCUUUGACUCUAAACUGAAUGAAUUUUUUGAGCUACCUGGCAAGAAGAUUCAUUGGACUAAUGAUCGUCUUGGACCCCCUCCUGACACUCCUCCUUGUGGUUUUGAAGGUGAACUUUGUCUUUCCGAUGAAGCAGAACAAUCUUUUCAGGUUUCAAUAUCAUCCGACACAAUGCCACUAGUGAAUGGCACCCAUGGAGGAGCGCAAAUGUUUGCUCGGACAGGCAUCUACAGAAAUGUUGUGGUAGCUUUGAAACCAAUUGAGAAAACUCGUAUUGAAUUGACUCGUUCACUUUUGAUUGAACUUAAAAACAUGAAAAACUUGCAGCAUAACCACAUUGUGACCUUUAUUGGUGCUUGUCUGGAGCCAACGAACAACUCGUGCUUUAUUGUAACAGAGUAUUGUCCAAAGGGUUCAUUGCAGGACAUUUUAGAGAAUGAAGAGAUCAAGCUAGACUGGAUGUUCCGGUACUCGCUCAUGCACGAUAUUAUCAAGGGAAUGUCUUUUCUACACGCCAGCGAGAUGCACGUUCAUGGAAACUUAAAGUCGAGCAACUGCGUUGUGGACAGUCGAUUUGUGCUUAAAAUUACCGACUUUGGAUUGCACUCUCUACGACAGCCCAGUUUGGGCUCCUCAAACCGUCUACCGCUGCCGAAUGAGGUAGACGAGACGCACUACUCCUACUGGAGACAAAAAUUUUGGACUGCACCAGAACUGUUGCGACUUUGGCUCAAAACGGCAGAAUGCAACGGAAUUAAGCAACAACAGCAGUUACAGUCUCAAAUUUUGCACGGAACGCAAAAAGGAGAUAUAUAUAGCUUCGCUGUUAUUUGUCAUGAGAUACUUCUUCGCCAAGGGACAUUUUAUUUAGGCGAUGAGGAGGACAUGAGCCCUCGAGAGAUAAUUUACAAUGUCUGUGAGAAUGGCUUGAGACCACGACUGGAGGAGCACAUGGCCGAGCACGAAGCAGUACUGCAGAUGGUCAACCGGUGUUGGCAUGAGGAUCCAAAUGAAAGGCCUGACUUUGUCACUCUGCAAUCCAUCAUCCGGCGCAUCAAUAAAGAAAAUGAAAGUUCUAACAUUUUGGACAACCUACUUAAACGCAUGGAGCAGUACGCGAAUAAUUUGGAAUCACUCGUGCAAGAACGAACCGCCGAUUACCUCGAGGAGAAACGCAAAGCAGAGGAUCUGCUGUACCAACUUUUGCCUAGAUCGGUGGCAAGCCAGCUGAUUAGAGGCACUUCGGUGAGGGCAGAAUCUUUUCAAGAGGUGACCAUCUACUUUUCUGACAUUGUUGGUUUUACGAAGCUUUCAGCACAAAGCACUCCUAUGCAGGUCGUCGAUGUGCUCAAUGAUCUCUAUACAUGUUUUGAUUCAACUAUAGAACAUUUUGACGUUUACAAAGUUGAAACAAUAGGUGAUGCGUACAUGGUAGUGUCUGGACUUCCGGUUCGCAAUGGUGAUCGCCACGCACGCGAAAUUGCCAAAAUGUCACUAACGCUGCUUUACGCAGUUCGCUCUUUCAAGAUUAGACAUAGACCUGGAGAGCAACUUAUGCUCCGAAUUGGCAUUCACUCAGGUUCGUGCGUGGCAGGCGUAGUCGGCAUGAAGAUGCCCAGGUAUUGUCUCUUUGGGGACACUGUCAACACUGCGUCCAGAAUGGAGUCUACAGGCCUUCCGCUGCGCAUUCACGUAAGCGAGUCCACAAAGAAGCUUCUAGACAAUACCAAUGAAUUCGAGCUUAGUUUGCGUGGCGAAAUUGACGUAAAAGGAAAAGGAGUAAUGACAACUUACUGGUUAACUGGGCUGUCAGACCAGGCAAACAACAACAACAACAAUAACAUUACCGACACGUCUGACUACUUGUGCACUAGCAGUCAGCGGUCAGUGUGCGAAGGAUGCAGUCCCAUGGAGGAUGGCGAUUCUUCAGAGAGAUCACACGAUUACUAUCCACCAGAAGUGAACACCAAAAAGAAUGAUCUCACCGCCGACCUGACAGUACUCUCAGUGGGGAUCCACGAGCCAAACAACCUCAGCACGGUGAAGAUCUCUACUGCAUGA
Rhagoletis zephyria (snowberry fruit fly) is the source of this 3174-nucleotide messenger RNA. The record is from RefSeq and is a predicted model, not a curated record. Lineage: Eukaryota; Metazoa; Arthropoda; Insecta; Diptera; Tephritidae.